Messenger RNA from Ceratina calcarata, 4466 nucleotides. RefSeq names its product GATA zinc finger domain-containing protein 14. The transcript is spliced from 5 exons. The record is from RefSeq and is a predicted model, not a curated record. NCBI's taxonomy places the organism in Eukaryota, Metazoa, Arthropoda, Insecta, Hymenoptera, Apidae. Bases 136 to 3636 code for a protein of 1166 amino acids.
GUUAUGGCGUCCUUUACGGUGAUCGCAUGUUCUUUGUAUUUCAUCGUUGUAAACCAAAUGGAGUGAAAACAUUCCUUGCGAGCUGACCGUGGAUUGAUAUCAUAAUCGUCGUUGGAGAAAUAAGCAGACGGUAAGAUGGAUACUACUGAUAGAGAUUUUAAAAAAGCAGCUGAUAUAGAGCAGACGGCCUUAAUUGGCAAGAUGCAUAAAAUGCAGUGGCUGAAAAGUAAUUCUCAGCUGUCAGGCCACAGAAAAGUACAUCCAGGCAAAGAAUUAAUAUCUGGUACUGUUGUUAGUACAAUAAAUGAAGGAACAAAGGAGGAAAGUGAAGUUGCAUCGGUUAACGUUUGUUCAAGCAGUGCUGAGUUAAGGAAGAUCGAUUCUGUUUUGGAUAAAAGUAUAAAUGAGGACAACAGUGUUUUAAAUAAAGAACCAGCUGAAUUGUCUUUAAGUACUGGUGAAUGCUCUGGAAGUAUGGAUACCGUUUGGAAUAAAGAUGUCAAUGCAACUAACCAAGUUCUCAAAGUCCCAAAUCCUCAAACGCUAGCUUUGGAAAGGGUGGAUGAGAAAAAGGUGAUUGAUGUGUCCGAGGAUAUAGUCAAUGUGCAAUUGGAACACCUUCGACUCGAAGAGAAGGAGAAUAAGUCAGAUAAAUUGGAUAACGAAGCUGAGAGUUACUGGAAUCACCUUAAUGUGUCUGACCUGUCCAAGUCAGAUAACAGUAUAAAUAAUCAAAUGAACCCAAAGCAAUGUCACGAUAACAAUAAUAACAAUGCCAAAUCUAAAAGUCAAUCACCGUUGGAAGCUAAGAAAAGUAUACAAAAGACAACUACGAAAGUUAAUAUUAAUAGGAGGAUAAGUGAUCCGAAAAUCAAAAAGCCAACAGCUGUUACAGGCAGCUCUUUGAAAGAGUCUGGCAUCUCGUUGAAACAGGGUUCGAAAUCUAAAGAUGAUUUAUUAAGUAACGACGAUGGUACAACUUCUACUGAUUCGAAGAAAAUAAGUGUAGGAAUAACUCCUAAGCCUAGCGAUAAAAAAGUCAAUGGAUGCAAUAAGAAUCUAAUUGUAGUUAAAGAAACGCGAACGAAAGAGCAGCAGUUUUCUAGACAACAUACUUCCACGCUAGGCGAUACUCCUAAUAAAAGACGACCUUCGAUGGAAAAAGACGAUAAAACUAAAUCUCUCACGCCAUCCGCUACGAAAUUAAAACCGAUGAGGAGCGAAUCAGAUAAAAGAAGUAGCGAGACAGCAGAUGAAUCGAAAUGUCAUAAGGUUCAAGUAAUGCGUACCCAGUCAUACAACGUUCAGUACUAUAGAAACAAACCAGUAAUAAAACCACCACGGUAUGUAAGAAACGCAGCCAAACCGGAAGAAGAUACUUCGGUUCAGGGUUCGCCUGGUUUUAACAAUAACAACGUGCCAACUGAAAACGCGACGAAAAAAAAGUUUGAAAGUCAACAAUCCUCGAUAAAUAAACAAGUUAGCGAUACACAAUCUAAUCAAACUACAUCGGGAAAGAACGCGAGGAAUUCGAACGUUUCUGAAUAUAAUUCAAAUGAUAGGAGCCUCGCGAAAACGAGUUCCGCGCCGUGCAAGCGAAGUUAUCAAAAUUUAACCACCAUAAGAUAUUCGACCGAUAGAAAUUUUAAAGAUGAUCAAACAAGUUAUCAGAAGUUUAAGAAGGAUUCGAACGUUUACAGACGAUCUUCGAGUAAUUUUCAGAUGUCUAAAGACGAGAAAACAGACGAGCAGAAGAGGAACGUAAAUACGGGUAAUAAUUUAACGAAGGAUCAUGGAGUGAAUCGUCUCAGCUCGGGAGAUCCGAAAGGACGUUCGCAACCCGAUGGCUCAAGGUUAACUGUACAUCCGCAUAGGACAAAUGAUGGUGCUAGUAAUACGACCAAGACUGAUACAUCAGAAUCAAUCGCUGUAAAUAAUGUACAGUCUGCGAAGCCAUUAAAUUUUUCGAAUGGUACCAAAGAUUCUACGACUAGAAAUACGUCUACACCGCAAGAUGGAUCACAAGCUCUGCGGUCUUGUAACGAAACUGAAGUACAAUUUUUAAAGACUGAACAAGAGGACACUAGUAAUAAUAAUACGAAUGACAAAACAAGUGCUUCUAGCUCCGAGACAAAAUCAGUUAAAUUCUCCGACAACAUUCAAGAAAUCGCCGUUUCAACGUAUCAUCCUGCGAUGUCGUAUUCCAACAGCGCCGUGAAUCAAAGUAAGCUUCCGGCAAGCCCAUUUUACCCCGACGUACAAACUGCAUCAAACGCUCAACAAAUAGAGAACCAUCAAAGCGUACAAAAUAAGACUUAUUUCGACGAUAAUAAUGCUCAAUAUAAUAAGAAUUGUACAGACGUUCGAAGUAUCGAAAGAGAUUUACAUAUGUUGAAUUUAGCGCAACAGAAAGCCGAUAAAAAUUCGCAGAUCCCGUCGUCGCAGUCGGUAUUACCACCUAGUAGCAGCUUAAAUUAUCAAAGUCUGCCUGCGAUGUAUCUGAAUGAACAUAGUAACGCUCAGACUGUGCCAAGGAAAACGGCUGAGAGUACGAUAGUUUCUCAGAGCACCCUCAUCCCAAGUACCUCUUCAUACGCCGCGGAUACUCAAAACAUGACUCAGACCGAUCCUUCGAAUUUACUGAUGCACAAUACUCAAACGUCAGUCUUGCCACCAUCCGGCUUUCCAUGUACCGCGCAACCGAAUCAAUGGAAUUUUCCAGUCACGGACAUGUACCUCGUAGGCAACAUGAUGAACCCUGCGCUGCCUUUUCAGAACUCGAGACACGCGUGCAACGCAGAUUACAGCAAUAUGCAGCAACCGGGUUAUGUUCAUCCGAUGUUCUACAUGCCACCGUUGUGCAUGCAGAGCUGGAACCCGUUGCUACAUUACCCGGCACCCUUGUUCCAAAACACGCCGUACACAAACGCGUUCUCCAAUCAAGUGUUACCAACGAACAACUUGACGGAGUACAUGAAUUGUGCCCCGCCAACAUCUAUGCAGAACGUCCCUUACAAACCCUAUCAACAGAUGCAAUCGUUGGAAAACGCUCCGAACUUCACUGUGCCGAUGAAGCUCGAUAACUACAUGGGGAGCGCACAGGGCUCCAAAUCGAACGGCAGGAUGAAGGAUAACGACAACGGGGAUUAUCAAAUGAGAGCUAGUCAGUAUAGAGUUCCGAUGUCAAACGAAUAUCAGAAUUGUUCGCAGGACGGCCAAUUGAUCUCGUACGCGAUCAUGGACUCGGUCGCGAGGAACGUACCCGCGAGCGUGCACGUCAAUCAGAAGUACUCUCCGUGCACCCCAACUACUGCCAAUUACUCAAGGAUGCCGGACAUGUAUCACAGUAACCGGGACGCGAGCAGUGGGAGGCAGGACGACUCAGAAUGCGCGCAGCCUAUGAUAUCACCAAAAGAUGUUAUGAACAUGAAUUACGGUAUUAAUUACUCACGAAAGACUGAUAACGUUCAGAACUCAUACGGGCGCGCGGAGAAAUCCGCGGCUCCGAUAUACUUCGCGAACAUGCAUCAUUACACCCCUCAUUAUCAGAAGAAUGCUACUUACCAUCAGGCGUCGCCGAAAGAGCCUUCGUCCAGGUUGAACGUGGGACGCGGUAUGCGUAAAAUGGAUCAAUAAGCCUAGGAAAAGCGGCGAGGUAACGGUACAACAUACAUAUAUAUUUACUGUUUUAAAUAAUUAGAUGAUUGAGCGGUACAAAAAGAGUGACAUUGCACGUUUACAUCUAGACAAUUUUUAUCCGUUUGCAUCAUCGUUAUCCUCACGUAUGUAUAUGUAUGUAUAUCGUAAAGAUUUUCCUGUUUCUUUCAAUUGAUCCAGACGUGACCGUCACACGCUUCGUGUUAGAUGUAUCGCAUAAUUAGAAAAUAGUUCUCAAAGUUCAGAAGCUUCAACGAAGGAAAAAAAAGAGUUAAAUUUAUAUACAGUACUGCCACUUUGUUGGAAGAAAGAUUAUGCGAUGGCUCUCAUCUCGUUUUUCCUAUCGUAACAGUGUGAAAGUAGCAAAUCUAUUUUCUAGAUUCCCUUCGGAUAUUUAUAAUCCACGUAUUAUUAUUAAUAGGCAUUGAUGUUAAUCGUUACUUGGAUUCUACGUACACUCUUGAGGAGUAAUCAGGCGCUCGUUUCUAAGCGUUUCAUCCGCGAUACGUUUAAUUUCUGCGCGACAGAAACGUGUGAUUAAUUGACUAAUGAUUUACGAGAGUGGAGAUCCUUUUGUUUCAGUUCCUACGACGGAAAGUAUUAUCGAAUGAUUCAACUUUUAGUUCGCGUUUAAACAAAUAUAUAUACUUCUAUUCCUUUCAUUUUCCGUUAAGCUAAGUUUUUUGUGAUCAACAUGCCGUUAGUGCUUAAGCUUUCUCUUCAGUAAUAAUAACGUUUGAAAUAAUUUAAUUUCCCUGACGCUGAUACAUAAUAAUUUCUUUAUUUUCAUUUUGUAUUGAAAGGCAAAG